Neogale vison (American mink) is the source of this 1769-nucleotide messenger RNA. RefSeq names its product chromosome 6 C19orf25 homolog (gene C6H19orf25). The transcript has 3 exons. The record is from RefSeq and is a predicted model, not a curated record. Bases 49 to 405 code for a protein of 118 amino acids. Lineage: Eukaryota; Metazoa; Chordata; Mammalia; Carnivora; Mustelidae.
CUGAGGCAGCGAGGGAGCCGGGAACUGAAACCCCUGGCCCCAUGUUGGAUGGGUUCCAAGGCCAAGAAGCGAGUGGUGCUGCCCACGCGCCCGGCGCCCCCCACGGUGGAGCAGAUCCUGGAGGACGUGCAGGGUGCGCCCUCCGACGACCCGGUUUUCACCGCGCUGGCCCCGGAAGACGCUGCAGGCCUCCCCGGGAGGGCGGAGGACUCGGAGGCCCGGCAGGAGCAGCUCUACCAGCAGAGCCAGGCCUACGUGGCCAUGAAUCAGCGGCUGCAGCAGGCGGGCGACGGGCUGAAGCUCGCAUGCGAGCAGCUGCGGCGAGCGGGGGAGGAGCUGGAACGCGAGGUCGGCCAGGUGAAGCAGGUGGCAAUGCCCGGCGCCGCAGCUGCCUCCUUGGGCUGAGUGGUCCACCCCUUUGCCCGAGCACCUGCACCCUGGGCAGGGCGCCUCCCGGCUCCCCGUGACUCCUGACCUGGCACAGCUUAGACCCCCGGCCCCUGUGGUCUGGGUGUGUCCCGGUGACCUAGAGAGCCCCGGGCAGACUGAGCUGGUGGGACCCACUGGUGGGACCCACUCUGCUGCCUCUGCCAUCUCCACCUCCACCGGAACCACAGGGCCCCCCGGAUUCUGCAAGAGGCCGGGGUUAGGGUUCUGUUCCGUCCAGCACAGUGGCUGCGGCUGUGCGCGGAGCCCUUGCCCGGCAGGGCCCAGAUGUGAGAUGGAGCCUCUGGCAGGUGCCGGCCCUGAGGAUCCUGAGCUAAGGUGUGGGCGCUCCCGCGGGGCAGGGUCCCGGUCGGGGUGCGGGACCGGCCUGGGAGCUGCGGGACUGCAUCACACGGGGCUUCUGGUCUGGGCCCCAUGAGGACAAGCUGGCCCGUCUCCCAUGCAAGCCCCUGAUGGCUGCUUCCGUCCUGGUAAGCUUUGCCUGUGGGUGUGGGGGCCAUGGAGCAGAAGCAGAUCUUGAAAAGGGCUUUUCACCCCAAAAGACAGACUUUCGGGAGACCAGAGCAGCAGUGGCUAUACGAGGCAUCACAGAAGCCAUCCACUUGUGGGUGUUCCCCCCGCCCCAGAGCCCCCCGGGUGCAGUCCGCUCGGCCUGGCCCCCUGCGCAGGUCCUUCGGGAGCAGCCACUCUCCUGGGAUCUACGGGAGCUCAGGAGCAGCACAGCGGGGCCUGACACCAUGACCCUGAGUGUCCCAGAGGGGUUUCUCUUUCCCUGAAGAAGGGGAGCCUGCUUAAGCCCAAGAGUCCCCCAAAACUGGAAACCAGAGCGUACGCCUGGGGGCACAGGUAUACAGAGAACCCAGGCGUGGCUCCAGCGUUGGCCGUGGACGUCGUGACCUCCCAGCCCAGGGACCUUCGCCCUUCAGCACCCUUCCGCAGCUGCUAACAGCCCACCUGCCUGGCCCUGGUCUCCAGCCGCUGCCUGACUCCAGGGUCCUGUCUGCUGUGCGGAGCCCCCACUGGGGUCAGGCCGGGACGUGUGCGCUGACCUCCCUGUGCUGCCGUCCUGGGGGCCCGGGUCACACUCCAGCUCUGCCUCUAGGGACCUGUCCAGGGAGGACUUCUGAAAGCUUGUGGUCAUGUGCUGGCUCCUGGCGGAGGCCCGUUCGGCAGUCCAUACACCGACCCCGGGUGGAGGCCCCUCCCACCCCCCAUCCGCUUGCCCUCGGGAAGGGAGCCAGAGGCCAUGGGUGCGGUUCAACAGCUUCGUUUUAUUAAAGGUGCGGGUGAGCUGCCUGGUUCCACGGCGUCCUCCCACCAGA